This is a messenger RNA of Mercenaria mercenaria, 2423 nucleotides long. RefSeq names its product E3 ubiquitin-protein ligase UBR4-like. The record is from RefSeq and is a predicted model, not a curated record. NCBI's taxonomy places the organism in Eukaryota, Metazoa, Mollusca, Bivalvia, Venerida, Veneridae. The transcript has 20 exons. Bases 1 to 1689 code for a protein of 562 amino acids.
AUGCAUCAGUUAAAAGAUAUAUUGUUUGCUAAUUACAUGGCUGUACAAAUUAGAUAUUCUGAUGAUGGACAGACACAUGAUGAGUCCCUGUGUACCACCUUGAUACAGCUGUUAAACAGAACUACAUGUAUAGACAGAGAUUUGAUGAUGCAUUUUGUGAGGACAUUCUUGCUGGAGUCCAACUCUAUCUCCAUUAGAUGGCAGGCUCACUCUCUUAUACAUCAGAUUUAUAAGAACAGGAAGACAAAGAAGUACCUUGAUCGAGCCAUUGACUUACUGAAGGAUGAGAAUCAAAUACUAGCCAACCAUCCUAAUGCUCAGAUAUACAAUAUGUUGCAGGGCCUUGUAGAUUUUGAUGGGUAUUAUUUGGAGAGUGGCCCAUGUCUGGUCUUACACAAGCCUGAAGCUGUCAAACAUCAAGGUACGAGUGAUGAAUAUAUAUUACAACAACAGGACAGUACAAGCUGUAGUGGAACUGUAAAACAAACCAGGACUUUGGCGCAAGGCCAGAAAGAUGACACUUACUGCAGGUCAGACAGAUACCAAGUGGCGUGUAAUCUGAUGAUAGAAUAUGCUGAUUUCUAUGACAACCUUCAAGCUACCAGUGAGACAUUACAGUGUCCACACUGCAGUGCCUCCAUCCCAGCUAACCCUGGAGUUUGCGGUAACUGCGGGAAAGUGUGUUCCGGUGUCAUAAAUGCAGGUAAGAUAUCUCAGCCUCUUGUGUUCAGCCAUAGGUUUAUCCAUUUUCAAGCCAUUAAUUAUGAUGAGAAAGACCCGUUCCUGUGUAAUGCCUGUGGCUUCUGUAAAUAUGCCAAGUUUGAUUUCACCCCCACAGCCAAACCAUGUUGUGCUGUAGAUCCUAUUGAGAACGAGGAAGACAGGAAGAAGGCUAUAACAAUUAUAAAUUUGCUGUUGGAGAAGGCAGACCGAAUCUUUAAACAGUUACAACUGCAUCGUCCAGCACUGGAGAACCUGGGGAUCCAGGUAGCUGAGCACAGCACUGGCAGACCAGAAGAUGGUGAUGGACAGGGGGGAGGAGUGCCAGGAUCAGCUGUGAAUAAGUCUAUACAACAACUAGCCCUGAAAUACUGGGGAGAAAGCAAAUCUUCUUUUGACGAACUCAGCAAAAUUAUACAGAAAGUGUUAGCAUGUAGAAAGGAGCUGGUAGACUAUGAAAGACAACAGAGACAGGCUGUAGCCACCAGCAGUUCCCCAGUCACAAGCCCUAGAGACCCACCCGUACUUAAACAACCUGUCAAGAAAGCAGAGAAGUUCAGUGGCAAGCCAAGCCAUUGUUUUGGAAGUGCAAGUGCAGCUGUGGAACACUGUAUAACAUUGAUACGAGCCCUUGUCACCAACACCAACCUUAGACAUAUACUCUGUAGUCAGGGUAUGAUUCAGGAGUUGAUAGAUUUCAACAUGCGCCAAGCCACACUACACGUAAGAUCCCUGCUCUGCCUACUGACAAAAGACAACAGGCGUGGAACAGGGAAAAUGAACAACAUUAUAAUGACUCAUAUAUCAGCAGCAGUCAAAGGACAUCUGUCCAACCCAGAUCUUGGUUCUUCUGUGAGACAUGAGAUACUGUUGCUGGCUAACUCCCUUAAACAAGAAGAUACAUGUUGGGAAUUCAGGGUGAGAUGUGUGAUGCGACUCUUCCUGAUGGGAAUGUCCGAAUGCAGCUGAAACAACUGGUUAUUAUGGAAUGUGUGACAUUACCCUGUCUAAGGAUACUCCAACAUCUGAUUAGACCAGACAAGUCACAGAUAGCUAAGCAGUGCAGCAGACGACACCAACAGCAGAGAAGAAUGAAGAAAUUACUGAGAAACCAUCAGAAAAAGAUAAAUCUGUUGAGAAGACUGAAGUUCGGGCUUGUUAUCUUGAGGAGAAAUAUGCCACUAGAUGGCGUACCAAGAUGUGGAAGGUUCCCGGUGUUCCAUUGAAGCCGACACAAACAACUUGGCUGCAGCAGGCUAUAUUCUCACCAUCGUCCCAGUCAGCAAGACAGACAGCCAACAGGGUGAUUGAGUAUAUAGCUUAGGUUCCAUCUAGGAAGAAAGAAAUUGAGGACAUGCUCACAGGGUAUUUGGAUCAGGUGGGCAAGGCUUGAGAAUGUCCCCAGGAGUUCCUAUCCCUCUAUGGUAGGAUUAUACAACCAACCCAUUGGAAACAUUACCUUGCUAUCAAGGGGGUGUUACUCAAACUUGGAGAUCUGAUCACCAAGGAGGUGGAGAAACUACAUUACCUUGAGGAGACAACACUGAGUUCUGAUCUGGCACAAGAGUUACUGUCCCUGUUUGUUCAACAAAAGGAGAUAAAACAGCACUACAAGAAUAGACUGGUUGGUUACGUCCUGAAUGGAUAUCUCUCACUGAAGAAACUUCUGUUGCAGAGAACUAAAUUGAUAGAUGAGACACAGG